Paramuricea clavata is the source of this 4260-nucleotide messenger RNA. The record is from the annotation of a GenBank genome assembly. Lineage: Eukaryota; Metazoa; Cnidaria; Anthozoa; Malacalcyonacea; Plexauridae.
AUGGCGAAGAGAAAGAAUUCCGAAAAAUCACACAGUGAUCGAAAACGCCAUAAGUUAGAUGAUAAAGACUUGCAGGAUAUUGUGAACAUGGUAAGAUUUAAUAAUACCCGAGUUGAAAUUACACCGCAAAAUAUUGUAGAUAUUGCCAAAAUGGUUCGCGAAAAUCGUGUUCAAAAACAAACUACAAAAACAUCGCGUGGAAAACGAAACUAUAAUAUAGAAAAUAGAGAUAUUCAAGAAAUUGCCAAUCUUGUAGAAAGAAAUAAAAAACAACAACAAGUUCCGAAAAAUGCUUUUCGUGUUGAUUUAUUACGGACACAUCGUCGCUUGGGUUAUAAUGAAUAUGUUUAUAGUGUUAGAAUAGGUGCAGGAAAUAUAACGACACUUCCUGAAUUUUAUAAUUCUCUUACAGAUAUAUUUAGUUAUUUAAUUAAUACAAUGAAUUUUAUAGCUAGUUCACCUACGGAUAAAGCACGUUUUUACAUCUCAAAAGCACCUCGUACUCCUUUUUCUACGGCUAUUUUAAAUGUUUCUGAUUUUAAUACGGAAAUGUUUUUUGAUAUUUUUGAAAAGCAUAUGCAAAGUAAUGCACAAGAGGUAAUUGAUGGUGGUUGGAGUACAACCGUUUCAUUGUAUAUUUUUCCCAAUAGUUAUGUACCGCGAGCGACCAGAGAAACAGUCAAAAAGAAAAAAAUUUAUAGAUCAUUGGGUAAAAAUGGUACGGAUGUAGGUCGCGGUCGAAAAAAAAAAUUAGUACAAAAACAUGGUCGUGAAAUUCGUAGCGGUGUUUUUCAAGUGGUUUCUAAAUCCGAUUGUUGUUUUGCCUUGGCACUAUUGACGGGACGCUCAUUCAUCGAUAAAGAUGAACGACAUGAUAAAUUAAAUCUUAAUCGUAAUACACCGCUUGACUCACUUUAUACAGACGACGAAAUUACUGACGUUUACGAACAAUGUGGAUUAGCCGUGGGGGGUGUCUGUAUUAAUGAAUUGCCUGUUGUUUACGAACGAUAUUUAGCACAGCAUGAUAUUGAUUUAGUUGUUUUUUCCAAGAAUAAUAAUGAUGAUAUUGUAUACGAUUCGCGUAUGCGGGGUACAGACAAAAUUUGUGUUAUGAAUACUAAAAUUAUAUUUUUAUGGCUUAAUGAUAAACAUUAUGAUUUAGUGUUAUCGCCGAAUACUUUUUUACAUAUGUCUGCAGGAAGAUUUUGUUUUAAAUGCAUGACCUACUUAAAACAUUGGGAACACUCCCAGACGCAUGUUUGCCGUACAUCUUUUUCAUGUUUAAAGUGUUAUGGCGGGGGUGAAAAAUGUCCGGACGAGGAAGGAUUUUUUAUUCAAUGUCCACAAUGUUUUGUAAAUUUUAAAAAUCGUGAUUGUUAUGCCACACAUCUUACAAAAAGAAUUUUUAAAAAGGGUCGGGAAAAAGGCUAUAGUGUAACACCGUGUCAGCAUAUGUUUUUUUGUUCAACGUGUUAUAAAAAAGUACCGCGUAUGACUGUCAUGGGGGGGAAAAAAACAACAGCUCAUAAUUGUGAUAUGGUCUAUUGCAAACAUUGUAAUGCGGUUAAAAAAAAAACACACAAAUGUUUUAUGAAAGUGAUUACGCCACCUAAAAAACCGGAUUUACCCACACUUUAUUUUUUUGAUUUUGAAACACGUCGAGAUGAUGAGGGCUAUAUGAUUCCUUUUUAUGCUGUAAUUCAAAAAGUGUGUGAAUCUUGUGAUGAAAUACCUUUUGUGCGAAAUAGUGAACAGUUUGUACCGCAUGCUGAAGAUGUAACGUGUGAUAUUUCCGUAGACUGUGUACCCUGUUGCGGUUAUAGACAAUAUAUUUUAGAAAAACAAAAUGAUUGCAUUACGAAACAAUUUAUUGAUUUUAUGUAUGCUCAACCUAAAAACAGUGUAUGGAUUGCUCAUAAUGGGGGUCGUUUUGAUACGGGUUUUUUACUUCGAGAAUUAUUAGUGGAAAGAAAUAUUGUACCCCAAUGUAUUAUGAAUGGGAAUAAAAUUAUGUGUAUGGAAUUAGAAGAUCGAAAUUUAAAAGUAUUAGAUAGUUUUUUAUUUUUAAAUAUGGGGUUAAAAAAAUUUCCCGAAGCAUUAGGUAUUCCUGAUAUUUGUAAAGGGUUUCAUCCGUAUCUUUUCUAUGAUUUAAAUUAUGUGGGGCCCAUGGUGGGUUUGGAAUAUUUUGACCCACCGUCUGAGGGAACUGAUGAACGUGAUAAUUUUGACGCGUGGUAUGAAGAACAAAAAAAAAAACCUUAUGUUUUUAAAGAGGCCAUGUAUUAUUAUUGCCGUCUGGAUGUGGAUAUACUUCGACAGGGUUGUAUUAUAUUUGCACGAUUAAUUAAAAAUAUAACGAAUGUAUUUCCAUUUUACGAUAAAACCUGCCAUACAAUUGCAGGCCUUGCAUUGAAAGUAUAUCGUACUAAUUUUUUAAAUGAAGAAACUAUAGGUCAAAUACCCGCACAAGGAUAUGGGGGGAAUAUUAAUCAAAGCGUAAUUGCCCUCUAUUGGCUACGAGGUGUUGAAAGCGAUUUAGGAUUAACAUUGUAUAGUAAAUUACAUCCAGAGGGAGAACAAAGUAUUGCCGGUCAUUAUGUUGAUGGAUAUUGUCCUGUAACAAAAACCAUCUAUCAAUUUCAUGGAUGUUUUUUUCACGGGUGUGAGGAAUGCUAUAAUGGGGAAUUAUUUAAUGAGGUUGUUAAUGAAAAAUUCUAUACAUUACGAGAACGAACACGACGUAUUACCGAGAAAUUUGAAAGUCAAGGGUAUAAAGUAAUUGAAAUGUGGGAGUGUAAUUUUUUAACAGCAAAUAAUUUUACUAAAAAUACUAUUGCCCAAUUAAGAGAGAAAGAUUUUUUUAGGAAUAUUAAUCUUAAUCCACGAGAUGCUUUAUUUGGGGGUCGAGUUUCACCGGCAGUAAUGUAUGUGGGGGAAUGUGAAAAUAAAAUACGGUAUUAUGAUUUUACUUCCCUCUAUCCCUUUGUUCAAAAAAUUAAUGUAUUUCCAGUAAAACAUCCUGUAAUUACGCGUGGUAUUGAAAAAUGUAGUAAACUAAAUUUGGGGUUUAUAUUUGGUUUGAUUAAAUGUAAAAUAUUACCACCUACAAAUUUACUAUUUCCUGUUAUACCCUAUCGAACGACUAAAUUAACAUUUCCAUUAUGUCGUACUUGUGCGGAUAAGUUGUGUAAUGUGUGCACACAUAACGAAGAGGAACGUGUAUUAUACGGUACAUGGACAAGUCUUGAAAUACAAGAAGCCUUGAAACAUAAUUAUAAGGUCAUAGAAGUUUACGAAGUUUAUCAUUAUAAUGAGCGUGAGAAAAUUUUUGACACAUAUGUCAACACUUUUAUGAAAUUAAAACAGGAAAGCAGUGGGUUACCUAAAAAUUGCUAUGAUGUUCAAGGAAAUGUAGAUAAAAAAAAAGUCGAUGAUUAUGUAAAGGAAUAUUUGAAACAUGAAGGUGUGCAAUUGGACGCUAGUAAAAUUUGUUAUAAUCCCGGUCAAAGAACGGUUAUGAAAGCGUUAUUAAAUUCUUUAUGGGGUAAAUUAGCACAAAAUGAAAAUGUUCCCGUAGUGUCGUUUAUUGAUCGUUUUCAUGAUUUAUUAGAAUUAGUUAAUGAUUCCAGUAUUGAAGUAACCUCAUUAGAUUUUAUAAGCGACGAUGUAGCACGUACAACUCAUCGAAAACUUUCGUCUUUAGUAACUUUACCGAAUAGAAAUGUUGUUAUUGCGGCCUUUGUCACAGCGUAUGCACGUUUAGAAUUAUUUAAAGUGUUACAUAAAUUAGGUUCGGAUGUUUUAUAUUACGAUACGGAUUCGGUCAUCUAUGUGGAGAAUAUUGAAAAGGGACAUGUUUUAAAAACUGGGGAUUAUUUAGGACAAUUGACUGAUGAAUUAUAUGAUAAAAAAGCAAAAAGUGAAAAAUGGAUAGAAAUGUUUUGUGCAACAGGCCCAAAAUCCUAUUCGUAUCGUACUAAUGAAUAUAUUAAUAAAGAUGAUGAAAAAAAACGUGAUGAAAUUGUUCAUGUGAAAGGUUUCUCAUUAAAAGGGGAUACUAAAAAGAAAAUUACAUUUGAUAGCAUUGAACAAUGUGUCGAGGAUCGAAGUAAAAAAAUUACAACUUUUUAUACGGAAUUUACACGCUCCAAUAAUCAAACCAUCAAUGUUCAAAAAGUAGAGAAAAAAUUUAAAUUCACAUUUGAUAAACGUAUUAUUCGUGAUGAUUUUACAACCGUACCAUACGGGUAUAUUAAAUGA